AGUUUUUGCAAAUAAAGGGUAUAAAAAAAGGGUCGCAAAAGAUAUUAGAAGUUUUGCAGAUAUUUUUAAGAGACUAUAAUGGUCUUAUCCGUUUGCUCCGUUUUAUAUGGCGAGGUGUUUACGUGAAGCAAAAGAGUAAACGUUAAACAGUAAGCACAAGGACACCAUGUUUUGCAUAUCUAACCUUUCUUCUAUGGCCAAACCAAUUGUGGCUAACGCCACGCUUCCUCAAAACACCGAUUCUGAACAAAACAACGUUCCUAAACCGCCACUCGCCGCCACAAAAAGUUCACCACGCGCAAAUAGACUUCGGAAUGGGCCACCAAAACCCUCCGUAAUGCAAAUGGAACGCGUUGUUGGCGCUGGCAGCUUCAGAGACUCCGAUCCUCCUCCUCUCAGGGGUUCAGACAUGCGGAAGACUGUGAUGGACCUGUUCUUGGGGCAAGCAAUGGAAGGGCCAGUCGAAAAGAAAAUGAGGGAAACAGGAGAGUGGCUGGCUACUAAUACUGAACCUAAAUUCCGCUCUUCUAGAAAAGGAAUUCUAAUGUUUAUGUUCCAAUGGAUGCUACCAAUUUGGGCUAUAUUACUCCUUGUAGCCUAUGGAGCCAUAAAGUUACCAUUCAGCAACUCUUCUCUUGAUGAUUUGCUCAUGUGAGCAUUGGUCAAUUGCUUUGAACUGUGGUAAAGUAUUAUAAAGUUUAAAGGGACCAGGUUCUAAUAUUUAUAUUUAAUAACAUAACAUUCUUACAUGUCCCAAAAGCUCAAGUUUAUACAUGCCCCAGCUUUAAUUUACCAGCGCAAUGUUAGAUUUUUUUUAUUGGAUCUACAGACACAUGUACAUUUCUAUACAACUGUAUACGUAUUUGUUUCAUUCAAGGGUACUUUCUAUUUAGG
Molecule: messenger RNA, 894 nt
Organism: Abrus precatorius (Indian licorice)
Lineage: Eukaryota; Viridiplantae; Streptophyta; Magnoliopsida; Fabales; Fabaceae
Product: probable NAD(P)H dehydrogenase subunit CRR3, chloroplastic
Exons: 3
Coding region: 167-655 (162 amino acids)
Biological process (GO): photosynthetic electron transport in photosystem I
Cellular component (GO): NAD(P)H dehydrogenase complex (plastoquinone); chloroplast thylakoid membrane
Source: RefSeq, a predicted model, not a curated record